AUGGCAUCCCUGAGUCCUCCUGAGAGCUGUCCUGGCGAGAUUCGAGAGGAGGAGAGUUCAAGGGAGGCAGCACAAGCUGUGAAGGGCGGCGAGCCAGAGGAGAAUGAUUUAGAAAGACAGGCAGCGCAGGCGGCCGACGAGCCAGAGAUUUGCACAAUCUUGAAUGAUCUUGCAGUGGCAGUUGAAGUUGAUUUGGGGUCAGGGAAGGGCUGGCAGCCCCUCUACCCCAAAUCAAGUAUCCAGUCUGCAGUUGCUGGCCUCGAAGUGUCAGUGCGGUUGCGAGAUGAUGCCAAAGUUUGCAGCUUCUGCAACGCAACGAGCGGUGCCCACUUGCGGCUAUCCGAUGGCUUUGGCGAUUUCGGUGCAGAAGCCGAAAGGUUCAGCCGCAGGGAAGAAGCUGCAGCAGCAGAGGAAAGUCGUCUGCGGAAGGAGCGGAAGGAAGGGAUCGAUGCUCACUAUUCUACAGAAGUAAACAGAGCAGCUCUUCGGAAGCAAAAGUUGGUCUUCGUCAGCAUCUCGAUCUUCAUGUCCGUCAUCCUGGGCGCCAUGGUCUACAGCACUGUGGCCUCCUUCGAUGAGCAGAAUCAGCUGCAAGGCGUGGGCCUCGCUGCGGCGCUGCUGGCGCUGUCGUGCUGUGCCUGUGGCGGACUCGUCGGGCUCGGAGCUGCCUUAGGCGUUGGCCGCUACACGGAAGAGCUGCAGAACGGGGUCCAGGCAGCACGGCCGGAGCUCCAGGACUACGAUGCCGCUGUUGAAGCCGGUGGCGACUGCGUGCUGACCUUCGGGGGCUGCUGGUGCUGCGUCGCCUUGAUCAGCGUCGCCGGCGUCGUCGCCAUGACCGUGGCUGGCCUAAAAGGGCAGGGCUCGGCCGUGGGCACCCUGUGGGGCGGGGUGUCUCUGCUGAUGUGUUCCGGCGGGGUCGUCUUCUGCAUCGAUUCGAAACCCACACACUGGAGAAAGACAGCCGAAACAUUUUUGAUCGGCUUUUUCUUCUUUCCCUUCUUCUGGCCAAUUCUGCUCCUAAACAAGCGCGGUGCUCGCCUUACGCAAUUCCUGCUUCAGCCCCCGAAAAAGUCGCUGGAUGCGGCUGUCCACACCACCCACGAACACACAAUUGUGUUCGAGGGGAAUGUGCUCCCAGGCCGGGAGACUGUUUGCUCCUGGCCUGGCAAGUAUGCGUCCGCCUGGGAUGAGCUGGUGGCCGGAGCUCGACAGAGCGACAUCAGCGCCGCCGUCGUGUUUCUGCCCGAAGGCUCCAAGCACUUCGGGUUGCAUGACCCCAUUCCGCAAGAGGAAUUGCAGGACUUGCAGGGCGAAUGCUGGUGCAUUCCCCUGUAUGGUGAAAAGAAGCCAUGGGGAUGUAGGUGGUGGUCCAAAUGGAUCGCCAACAUCGAGCUGGCAGUCAAACAGAAUGCCACCCUUGAUGUGUACUACUUCAAUGGGAAGAAAGGUCUUGGCAAGGUGAAGGAUUUCACCACAGCCGGAGCAGAACAUCUGCGCCGUGAAACGAUCUCCAAACGCAAAGCUGACUGGAAGGAGUCCGCAGAUUUUCAGGAUGCCUGUGAUGCCGGCCUCCAUCGUCUUUCGAAGGAGGAAUGCCCGGAUUCCUCCUCACCCUUUUCCCGGGAGGAACGCCGUCUUUUCUUGGCUUGGCUUCCCGAGGAAGACCGGCAGUUUCUGGAGGAAUCAGAAGGCUUAGGCAACUCGCAAAAAGCGGAAGUAGCGUGGCUCCAACGGAAGGGCUAUCCGUAUGUGGAGAAAGAGGUCAGUCAGCUCGGCAGCUCAUCGCUUGAGGCGAUAGGUUGA
This is a messenger RNA of Symbiodinium natans, 1806 nucleotides long. NCBI's taxonomy places the organism in Eukaryota, Dinophyceae, Suessiales, Symbiodiniaceae. The record is from the annotation of a GenBank genome assembly.